Lathyrus oleraceus (garden pea) is the source of this 1115-nucleotide messenger RNA. RefSeq names its product choline-phosphate cytidylyltransferase 1. The transcript is spliced from 8 exons. NCBI's taxonomy places the organism in Eukaryota, Viridiplantae, Streptophyta, Magnoliopsida, Fabales, Fabaceae. Gene Ontology annotation, biological process: CDP-choline pathway. The record is from RefSeq and is a predicted model, not a curated record. The coding region runs from base 145 to 1002 and encodes 285 amino acids. Gene Ontology annotation, molecular function: choline-phosphate cytidylyltransferase activity; phosphatidylcholine binding.
AGCAAAAAUGAAACUAUAGAUAAAAAAAAAACGAUAAAGUAAAAUAGAAAAAACAAAAACAGGAAAGAAAAUCGUGUGACUGGGUUUUGAAUGCCGUUUUGACUCUCUGCACAUUGCAACAGCACAAACACAAACAGAGUGAUCAUGAACGAUCACCAGGAGUGUGAAGUUCGCCAAAACGAUAAACCUGUUCGAGUUUAUGCCGAUGGAAUUUACGAUCUCUUUCACUUCGGUCAUGCACGUUCUCUUGAACAAGCCAAGAAAUCGUUUCCAAACACUUAUCUCCUUGUUGGAUGCUGCAAUGAUGAGACCACUCAUAAGUACAAGGGUAAAACUGUUAUGACUGAGGCCGAACGCUAUGAGUCUCUUCGCCACUGCAAGUGGGUUGAUGAAGUUAUUCCAGAUGUGCCAUGGGUAAUCAAUCAGGAGUUCAUUGACAAGCAUCAAAUUGACUAUGUGGCUCAUGAUUCUCUUCCUUAUGCUGAUACAAGUGGAGCUGGAAAGGAUGUCUAUGAAUUUGUUAAGGCUAUUGGAAAAUUUAAGGAAACACAGCGAACGGAAGGAAUUUCUACUUCUGAUAUCAUAAUGAGAAUCAUCAAAGAUUAUAACCAGUAUGUAAUGCGUAAUUUGGAUCGUGGUUAUUCAAGAAAAGACCUAGGUGUUAGCUAUGUCAAGGAGAAAAGAUUGAGAAUGAACAUGGGACUUAAAAAGUUGCAGGAGAGAGUGAAGAAACAGCAAGAGACUGUGGGAAAGAAGAUAGGAACAGUGAAAAAAAUUGCUGGCAUGAACCGUACUGAGUGGGUCGAAAAUGCUGAUCGAUUAGUUGCUGGAUUCCUCGAGAUGUUUGAAGAAGGAUGCCACAAAAUGGGAACGGCGAUCAGAGACAGAAUUCAAGAACAACUGAAGGCACAGCAGCUAAGAUCUCUUCUAUACGACGAGUGGGAUGAUGACGUUGACGAUGAAUUCUAUGAAAAUGAAUCUGUGGAAUACUACAGCGACUAAAGGGACGAAUAUGCUUGUUUAUUUACAGAUUGUGAACCGUUUGACAAAAUUAUGUGUCCUUUGUGUAAAAUAUUUGAUAUAUGUCAUAUACAUGCAAGAUGGUUUGGACAUUA